Protopolystoma xenopodis is the source of this 291-nucleotide messenger RNA. NCBI's taxonomy places the organism in Eukaryota, Metazoa, Platyhelminthes, Monogenea, Polystomatidea, Polystomatidae. The record is from the annotation of a GenBank genome assembly.
AUGUCUCCAUGGCAUUGUUCAUGCUUUGUAUUCUGCUCAUUUCCGCCUCCAUUGCACCAAUUGCACCUCCAGUCUGUGAUGCAAACGCAAGAGAAGAUUAAAGUGGACGAAGUCAAAUGUUUGCAUAUGGCCGAGCUAGCUCAAGCUGACCUUGCUCAGGCAAUGCCUGCUCUUGAGGCUGCAAUGCAAGCCCUUGAAGCCCUCAACAAGAAGGACAUCACUGAGAUAAAGUCUUAUGGUAAACCCCCUUAUCUCGUGCAAAAGGUAAGUCUUCAACUUCACCAUCAUUAA